UCAACCACCGAUGGGACGAGCACCCUGACCACGGACGGCGUGCAGCUCACGAUCGUGACGGACCGCGACGUCGAUUGGGUCACGACCGACAUCAACGGCGACGUUUUCUUUUCGGACAAGACUAAUCGGUUCGUCGGCCACCUUACCUACGCGACGAUCGAGAUGUUGGCGAAGGCCAGGGGCUUGGAGCAUUCAGUUC
Prorocentrum cordatum is the source of this 199-nucleotide messenger RNA. The record is from the annotation of a GenBank genome assembly. Lineage: Eukaryota; Dinophyceae; Prorocentrales; Prorocentraceae.